AUGGCUCUCAUGUUGAUGAUCCCGUCUCCGAGACGAUGGGUCACUCUACUCUCCUUAUCCCUUGCGCCAACUCUGGUCGCCGCCGUGAAUCCAGCAACCUCAACAAAAGCUGCUGCCGCCGAUUAUUAUGUUCGCGACCUUCCCGGCCUGCCCGCUGAUGGGCCCAAGGUCAAUAUGCAUGCUGGCCAUAUCGAAGUUACCCCUGAAUCGCAUGGAAAUUUGUUCUUCUGGCAUUUCGAAAACCAGCACAUUGCCGAUAAACAGCGAACCGUUAUUUGGAUCAAUGGUGGACCAGGUUGUAGUUCUGAAGAUGGUUCCAUGAUGGAAAUCGGUCCUUAUCGACUUAAGGAUCAGGACAAUUUGGUAUACAACAAUGGCUCUUGGAACGAAUUCGCCAACCUUCUUUUCGUCGAUAACCCCGUCGGCACGGGCUUCAGCUCCGUCGAUACCAACAGUUACAUCCAUGAACUUAAGGAAAUGGCUGACCAAUUCGUCAUCUUCCUCGAGAAGUGGUUUGCCCUCUUUCCCCAAUACGACCGCGAUGAUAUCUACAUCGCAGGCGAGUCCUAUGCUGGACAGCACAUCCCCUACAUCGCCAGGGCUAUUCUCGACCGGAACAAGAAGGACUCUAAAACCGCAUGGAACCUGAAAGGACUGUUGAUCGGCAACGGCUGGAUUUCUCCAGCAGAGCAGUACCCUGCUUACAUCACAUUCGGCAUUGAGAAGGGCAUCAUCGAGAAGGACUCCGACAACCACAAGAAACUCCAAGCCGAUCUGCGCAGCUGUGAAAAGAUGAUGGCUUCUGACGUUGGUCAUGUGGAUUAUGGAGAGUGCGAGGCUAUCCUCUCCAACAUGCUCAAGUUGACCAAGAAGGGUGACGGUGACGACGCAUGUAUUAACAUGUACGACGUACGACUCAAGGACUCCUACCCCAGCUGUGGUAUGAACUGGCCCCCGGAUCUGGUGCACUUGACUCCCUACUUGAGGAAGCCCGAGGUGACCAGCGCUCUUCACGUCGAUGCUAUUAAGAAAUCUGUUGGAUGGACCGAAUGCAAUGGUGCUGUUGGAGGCGCCUUCAAUGCAAAGAAUUCGAAGCCCUCUGUCGAGCUCCUGCCCAAUCUUCUCAAAGAAGUUCCUGUCAUGCUCUUUUCUGGAGCUGAGGAUCUCAUCUGCAACCACGUCGGAACCGAAAACAUGAUUAACAAGAUGGAAUGGAACGGUGGAAAGGGUUUCGAGGUCACACCCGGCAACUGGGCUCCUCGCCGCGACUGGGACUUUGAGGGUGAGACGGCUGGUUUCUGGCAAGAGGCCCGAAACCUGACCUACGUCCUGGUCUACAACUCAUCGCACAUGGUUCCCUUUGACCUCCCGCGCCGAAGCCGAGAUAUGCUGGACCGCUUCAUGGGUGUGGAUAUCAGCAGUGUUGGUGGCGAUCCGGCUGAUAGCCGCAUUGAUGGCGAAAAGGGGCCCAAAACCACUGUUGGCAGUGCCAAGAACAGCACUCAGAAUGCUGCUGAAGAUGAACAUCAGAAGCAACUGGAUGAAGCCAAGUGGGCAGCUUAUUACAAGUCUGGUGAGAUUGUUUUGGUCAUCGUUGUCAUUGGUGCCGUUGCUUGGGGAUACUGGAUCUGGCGCGAACGUCGCAAGGGUGCUGCGUACUCUGUUCUCGCUGAUCACGAUCUUUCCCGACGCUCUACUGGACACCGAGCAAAGUCGCAGCCUGGCGAUCUUGAGACCGCCGCUUUCGAUGAAAGUGAACUUGAUGACUUGCAUGUGACAACGCCGGGCACCAGCACAAGCGCGAGAUUUCCAAAGAACCAAGACGGUAGCGAGAAGUUUGUCACCAAGUACGCUGAAUAG
Molecule: messenger RNA, 1860 nt
Organism: Fusarium pseudograminearum CS3096
Lineage: Eukaryota; Fungi; Ascomycota; Sordariomycetes; Hypocreales; Nectriaceae
Exons: 3
Coding region: 1-1860 (619 amino acids)
Biological process (GO): proteolysis; apoptotic process
Cellular component (GO): trans-Golgi network
Molecular function (GO): serine-type carboxypeptidase activity
Source: RefSeq, a predicted model, not a curated record